Molecule: messenger RNA, 1638 nt
Organism: Leptosia nina
Lineage: Eukaryota; Metazoa; Arthropoda; Insecta; Lepidoptera; Pieridae
Source: the annotation of a GenBank genome assembly
AUGCUUGCGAAUAGCCUCCCACAAAGACGUGACGUGACCGAGGGGAGAACAGAACCCACGGGAAAAAAAACAUGUCCACAAUCACAUUGGAACACGCACAAAACGGACACGGUGGUGUCAACGGUCACAGCUCCCCCCUAUAUGAACGGAACUAACGGCUUGAAUGGAACCCAUGGCGUCGUGGCUACCAACGGUUUGAAUGGUACCAAUGGGGUAAAUGGAACCACCAACGGGGUAAAUGGUACCAGCAAUGGUUCUGGUGAAUCCUGGGAGAAGCAGUUCUUGCCUCCACCUCUUCAACUUGACGAUAAGGCCCGUGCUAUUAAGGUGGAAUCAAGACUAUCGGGUUUAGUUCUUUGCGGUGCGACGUUAAAACGUGUAGCUGAAGUAUUUGCCCAUGAAAUCGAGAAUGGUCUGCGACAGAAACCAUCCAGCUUGCAGAUGGAAAACACAUAUGUUCCAGAAUUACCAGAUGGCACAGAGGAAGGAGUCUUUCUGGCCCUCGAUCUUGGAGGCACCAAUUUCCGGGUGCUAUACUUAGAACUGUGUGGUGGGGAGCUGGUGCGGGAGGAUGUCAAGCAUUACCACAUCAGCGAUGAGUUGAGGUUGGGUCCAGGUGAAGAUCUGUUCAACUUCUUGGCCGAUUGUGUUCUCGAUUUUCUACGUUCAGAAGGCAUGGAAAAGGACGAGUUGUCACUCGGGUUCACAUUCUCUUUCCCCAUGAAGCAGCAUUCCAUAUCUUCUGGAGAAUUGAUAACCUGGACUAAGAGCUUCAAAUGUGGAGGAAUGGCAGGAGUGGACGUCGCCGCUUUACUUCAGCGAUGCUUGAACGACAGAGGUCUGAAAGUCACAGUCCAGGUGUUGCUGAAUGACACAACUGGGACUUUAGUUGCAGGGGCUCACUUGGAUCCGGAGGUGGCGAUCGGUGUGAUAUUAGGUACUGGGUCAAAUGGUUGUUACAUGGAGCGAGCUGAUCGUGUCGUGCACUGGGAGUCUUCGUAUGAACGCGUUCACGAUGUGUGUGUUGACAUCGAAUGGGGUGCCUUCGGAGACAACGGUUGCCUGAACUUCCUAAGGACGGACUUUGAUGAAGAAGUUGACAGGAAUUCUCUUUUAGCUACUAGCUUUACGUUUGAGAAGUAUAUAGGUGGAAAAUACUUGGGUGACCUGUUGUGUGCCGUGUUAGGGGGUUUGGCCAGAGAUGGACUAUUCCCAGCGACACCCGUAUGGGGAGAACUGCAAAGUGCCCAUGUCAGCAUGUUUGAAGAGGAAAACUCAGUUGGGGACUGGGAGCAAACAGCUGAAGCCCUUUGUGAGGCAUGUGGAGGUGCUUUGAUAUCGAGAGCCGAUGCCUUCGUCGCGCAGCAUGUUGCGAGGGUCAUCUCCAACCGAGCUGCACAACUUGUUUCCGUUUGUAUCGCCACAUUACUACGCCGUAUGAACCGAAAUCACACCGCAGUGGCGGUAGAUGGCUCUGUUUUUAAAAGGCACCCACGCAUCAGAAACCUCAUGAACAAGUACAUCGCCCUACUGGCACCUAAGGACAAGUUCACCCUCCUAGGAGCAGAAGACGGCAGCGGUAAAGGAUCAGCACUUACAGCAGCAAUUGCUGCUAGAGUUGCAGCAAGAAGCACUUAA